This is a messenger RNA of Fibroporia radiculosa, 1434 nucleotides long. RefSeq lists its product as uncharacterized. Gene Ontology annotation, molecular function: Delta24(24-1) sterol reductase activity. Gene Ontology annotation, cellular component: endoplasmic reticulum membrane. Lineage: Eukaryota; Fungi; Basidiomycota; Agaricomycetes; Polyporales; Fibroporiaceae. The coding region runs from base 1 to 1434 and encodes 477 amino acids. The transcript has 11 exons. The record is from RefSeq and is a predicted model, not a curated record. Gene Ontology annotation, biological process: ergosterol biosynthetic process.
AUGUCUGCGGUCGCAUCUGAGCCCGCAGGCCUGCGCCAGCGGAACGUCUCUGGGAACAGGUCUAACGGCGCCACCAUCAGUGAUGAGGGCAAAAAAACAGACCUUUUACUGGAUAGUCACGUCGAAUAUGAAUUCGGUGGUCCAUGGGGUGUGGUUGCUAUCAUGACCGGAUUCCCUAUUCUCAUGUACUAUCUGUGGAUUUGUCUCGUCUUCUACGAUGGCCAGCUAGUACGUCCUGAUUCUAUGGAUGACUUCAAGCCAUUCCUGUUCCGUAUGUGGGAGCACAUUCGCCAAGAUGCCAGCCCCAAUGCGUAUGCUUGGAAAGUCUACACAGGAUUGAUUGCGUACCAGCUGCUCCUCGCCUGGAUUGUGCCAGGAUACAUGCAAGAGGGCCUUCCAGUCCCUUCUCUCGGAUACAAGACCCUCAUGUACAAGUGCAAUGCAGUAUGGUGCAUCUACAUCACCAUGGUCACCGCUGCCGUACUUCACACCACGGGCAUUUUCCGCAUGACGGAAAUUAUAGAUAACUUCGGCCAUCUCAUGACUGUUGCCAUGAUUUAUGGCUUCGGUGUUGCAUUCGGAAUGUACUUCCUGACGGUGGCCACGGGUAACCAGAUCAGAAUGUCCGGCAGUUUCAUCUACGACGUCUUCAUGGGUGCUUGCUUGAAUCCCCGCUUAGGCCCUGUGGACCUCAAGAUGUGGCUAGAAGUCCGUAUUCCUUGGGUCAUUGUCUUUUUCAUGUCGGUCUCUGGGGCUUGCAAGCAGUAUGAGCAGUAUGGAUCCGUCACGCCGAACAUGGCCUUCAUGUGUCUCGCAACGUGGCUCUAUCUUAACGCUUGCGGGAAAGGCGAAGAGUUGAUUCCCCAGACGUGGGACAUGUUCCAUGAGAAAUGGGGCUUCUUAGUGAUAUUCUGGAACUUUGCUGGCGUUCCCUUCUCUUACAUAUAUUCUGUGGUGUAUAUGGCUUCACAUGAUCCGUCCAACUACCGGUUCUCUACUCCGACUUAUGUGUUGCUAUACAGCACUCUCCUCACGGCCUAUUACAUCUGGGACACUUCCAUGUCGCAGAAGAGUCGAUUCAAAAUGCAAACACAGGGAAUCUUCUCUUACCGCAAGACGUUCCCGCAGCUUCCGUGGGGGACAGUCAAGAACCCCAGCUUCAUUCAGACUGCUCAUGGGAACCGCCUCUUGACUGACGGAUGGUGGAAAUACAGUCGCAAACCGAAUUACGUCGCUGAUUGGAUCAUGAGUCUCACUUGGGGCCUCGUUGUCGGCGCAUGCUCACCCAUCCCUUACUUCUAUUCGGUGUUUUUCAUCGUUGUAUUGAUCCACCGCUGCGGACGGGACUUUGAGAGGUGUGCCUUCAAAUACGGAAAAGACUGGGACAGAUACUGUUCUGUGGUCAAAUACAAAUUCAUACCCGGUAUCUACUGA